AUGGGCACCACCGUGGCCACAAACGCGCUGCUCGAGCGCAAGGGGGAGCGCAGCGCCCUGCUGGUUUCUAAGGGCUUCCCGGACCUCCUGCACAUCGGCAACCAGUCCCGCCCUGACAUAUUCGAUCUGCGCAUCAGGUGCCCAGACAAUCUGUAUGAGACCGUGGUCGAGGUUGAUGAGGAGGUAUGCCUGCCGCUGACAGACGAGCCCGGGCCCCGCAACGGCGCUGACGCGGCAGAAAACGCAAAGCGCUACCCCCCUGGCGGCCCCGUCGUGCGCGGCGUCACCGGCGAGGCGGUCUGCGUCCGGCAAGCGCCAGACCUGUCGGCCCUGCGCGCUGAGCUGGCGCGCGUGGCGGAGUCCGGGAUCAGCAGCGUGGCGGUCGUUCUGAAGCACGCGGCGAUCUUCCCGGACCAUGAGGUAGCUGUCGGGAAGCUGGCGCGGGGGAUGGGGUUCAAGCAGGUGUCCCUGUCUCAUGAGGUCAUGCCGAUGGUAAAGAUGGUGCCCCGGGGAUUCACCGCCGCCGCCGACGCAUACCUCACGCCCCAUAUCCUCAAGUGCGUGGGCUCCCUUGCCCUGCGGGCCCCGCGCGCGCCUCCCACUCUGGCAGUCCCGCAGUCCCUGGAGUGCUGA
Monoraphidium neglectum is the source of this 633-nucleotide messenger RNA. RefSeq names its product 5-oxoprolinase (ATP-hydrolysing). NCBI's taxonomy places the organism in Eukaryota, Viridiplantae, Chlorophyta, Chlorophyceae, Sphaeropleales, Selenastraceae. The transcript has 5 exons. The coding region runs from base 1 to 633 and encodes 210 amino acids. Gene Ontology annotation, molecular function: 5-oxoprolinase (ATP-hydrolyzing) activity. Gene Ontology annotation, biological process: glutathione metabolic process. Gene Ontology annotation, cellular component: cytosol. The record is from RefSeq and is a predicted model, not a curated record.